UGGUGCAGUUGGUCGGAGACACACCAUAUAAAGAAAGAAAGCGCACUUUUGGUGCAGCAGCGAUUGUUCAAAGGCUGGCACUGCGCGUGCUGGCAGGGAUCUUGACGGUUCAUCAGAAACAGACGCGCCUCUGCAUUGCGAUCCGUUCGACGUGAAGGAUUUGACGGGAGAAUUUCAAAAGAACCGGGGAUAUAUCCUACAUUUUUUGAGGAGAACACAACGGGGGAUUAUGGAUUUAUUGGGGCGAUUCUUUGCCUUAAAAGAAAUUAUGAUCUUCGAAAUUGGACGGAGAAGAUGUAUGCAGAGCAAGACAGGCGCAGAGUUUGCAGCUGCAGUGCUAAAAUGAAUCAGGUUUCAGACCGAGGAAUAAAACGAUACAACUGGAAACCAUGUGUUGGCGUUCGUACUAGCUGAAGUAAACAUUUUAAUGGUCAAUCCAAAUGUUAUUUUAAAGCAGCAACACAGAAAUGUAUAUAUUUUGUAAAGAGAUGAAGAGGAAUUCCAAGGAUUGACAAGUGUUCAUUUUAAUGAAAAAUACAGUUUACUGCUUGAAACGGUACUAAUAGCUGCGUCGUAAAGAUACAUUUUUGGCUUCCAAGAAAUCUUAGGAAAGUAAGAUGCAAAGCCGACCAUACUUGAAACAAUGUGAACCCGAUUCCCAAGUGUAUCUGUUUCCCCCAAACGUGCACAGUGUCAUUGUACUCAUGUCUUGUCCACUGUGGCAUUUAGCAGUUGCUACGGUGGACCCGGUGAUUAGGUUUUCAGGUAGUUUUUAAAAUGUGAUUUCUUCGGGGAUUUCCUGAAUCUCACAGUUUGGUGUUGAUGCGGUGGACCUACCGGGAAAGAUGUUUACGUUUGUGCUGCUGGGGGGAUUAUACGUUUUAAGCACGAUAACUUGUGGCUAUGCGUCGUGGGGAAAUCCCGAUUCCAAUGUGAAAAACCAAGCGAACGAAUUUGACAAGCCCUCCACUCAACCGCACAUCAUUUUCAUCCUGGCCGACGAUCAAGGAUUCCGAGACGUGGGAUACCACGGCUCCGAGAUUAAAACGCCGACUCUGGACAGGCUAGCAUCAGAAGGAGUGAAACUGGAGAAUUAUUACGUACAGCCCAUGUGCAGUCCUUCCCGGAGCCAGUUCAUGACUGGCAGGUACCAGAUCCACACGGGCCUGCAGCACUCCAUCAUCCGAGCGGCUCAGCCCAACUGCCUGCCCCUGGAGAACGUCACGCUGCCCCAGAAGCUGAAGGCCGUGGGCUACGCCACGCACAUGGUGGGCAAGUGGCACCUGGGCUUCUACCGGCGGGAGUGCAUGCCCACGCGCCGCGGGUUCGACUCCUUCUUCGGCUACCUGCUGGGCAGCGGCGACUACUACAGCCACUACAAGUGCGAUGGGCCGGGGAUGUGCGGCUACGACCUGUACGACGGCGAGGAGGCAGCCUGGGACCAGGCGCGUGGCGUGUACUCCACCCUCAUGUACACGCGGCGGGCGGUGGACCUGCUGGCCGCCCACGACCCGCGCCGCCCGCUCUUCCUCUACCUGGCCUACCAGGCGGUGCACUCGCCCCUGCAGGUGCCCGUGCGCUACCUGGAGCGCUACAAGUCCAUCACCAACCUGCACCGGCGCAAGUACGCCGCCAUGGUGACCUGCCUGGACGAGGCGGUGCACAACGUCACGCUGGCGCUGAAGCGCUACGGCUUCUACGACAACAGCAUUCUGGUCUACUCCACGGACAACGGGGGCCAGCCCAUGGCCGGCGGCAGCAACUGGCCCCUGCGGGGGAGCAAGGGCACGUACUGGGAGGGCGGCGUCCGGGCGGUGGGCUUCGUGCACAGCCCCCUGCUCCUGAAGAAGGGCACGCGCUGCCGGGGGCUGGUGCACAUCACCGACUGGUUCCCCACGCUGGUGACGCUGGCGGAGGGCAUGCUGGAGGAGGACCUGCAGCUGGACGGCUACGACGUGUGGGAGGCCAUCAGCGAGGGCUUCCCGUCGCCGCGCCAGGACAUCCUGCACAACAUCGACCCCAUCUACACCAAGGCCAAGAACGGCUCGUGGAAGGCGGGCCACGGCGUGUGGAACACGGCGGUGCAGGCCGCCAUCCGCGUGGGCGACUGGAAGCUGCUGACGGGCGUGCCGGGCUACGGCGACUGGGUGCCGCCGCAGACCUUCUCCGCCGUGCUGCUGAGCAACCGCUGGCACAGCGAGCGCGUGCGCUGGGACCGCGGGAAGUCCGUGUGGCUCUUCAACAUCACGGCCGACCCCUACGAGCGCCUGGACCUGUCCCGCCGCUUCCCCGGCGUGGUCAAGAGGCUGCUCCUGCGCCUGGCGCACUACAACAAGACGGCGGUGCCCGUGCGCUACCCCGCCAAGGACUCGCGCUCCAACCCGCAGCUCAACGGAGGCGUGUGGGGGCCCUGGUACAAGGAGAAGGAGCAGGAGGAGGAGGAGGGGGGGGGGAACCUGCUCACCAACCGGCUCGACAAGAGGAGGCGCAAGAAGAAGCGGAGGAGGAAGCAGAAGAGGGCCGCCGGAGACUAGCCUCCUCGCCGGCUGGCGUCGCGCGAGGGCUUCGCUCGAAUCUCAGGGAUCGCAGGCCGUUCCGGCUUGUAGAGCUUGUCUGUUUCACUGUUUUUUCGGAGUUUUAUGGGACAUUUGGACGUGGUGACAGAUAGAGGACUGGCUACAGAGGGUACCUCGCCUCCAUUAAAACUGUUCCUCUCAAGUUAAGAUGUAAAAAAACCGCAGAUUUUCCGUUCGAAACAGUCUGCUUUUUAUUUCGUUUGGGCAUCUAAGCAAUGUUUACUUUUUAUAUUUUAUUGCAUGCUGGAACUUCAGUGACCCUCAAAUUGUUAAGAGAUUUAUUAUAUUUAGUAUGUGGAAAAAAUAAAUAGAACUAUUCUGCAGACGGCACCACCUAUUGUGGUAGUAAAAAAAAAAGAGAAAAAUUAUAUCAGACCUUGAAUGCCUGAAAGGUCUUCAGAAAAGAGUCUAUACAUUUUAUUUCAUAAAAAAAAACUCAAACACAAAAAAACAGAAAUUUUAAUGAGGUUCGCAAACUGUCAGAAAUUACUAAUAAUAUGGGUCCUCUCCGCAACUAUCUGGUCUGGCACCGGCUCAUCUUGAAUGUAAGACAAAUGAAAUAAAGCCCUUGAAAAGGACAGAUUUAUUCAUUAGCUCCAGGAUCUCGCUUUCUUGUGCUCACUGUAUUAUUAUGGCUGAUAUGCUCACAGGCUUAAGAGCAGGAAAAUAAACUCUCGUCCCAAACCCUUCGUCCCUCCAUCACUCCAGUUACACAUUAGUGGGCAGGUUUUUAUCCGCUGCUGAAAGGCUAUUUAAUAUGUUUUAUUAAAGUGGAAAAUGCUGUAAAGCGUAUUCUGGCUGGCAAGAUGGAGUUAACCCGCGAUGAUCAGUAUUGAGGUUGGAUUUUCUGGAGCAUGCGUGCCAUGGAUGAGAGAUCUGGCCCGAGAAGGGACAUCAUUAUAUUUUUAGAGGGCACAAGUGAUUUGGGUCCCCGGGGGGGGGGAAAGCCAUGCCUCCUCACAAGGAAUGAUUGAAACAAACGGUCGGUUUCUGUUGCUUGGUGCUGACUGAAAACACGCAUACACAACAGCCAUUUUGAGCAGAGAGGUCCGCCAAUACUAAACAAGCAAGAAGAGGGUUAUUAUUUUCUUUAUUUGUACUUAAGUCCCUGUCUGCCAUUUUAACAAUGCUACAAGCUACUUUAAAAUACUCCGUGCUGAGCACAACGUCAAUACUGAAAUGCAUUUCAGCCGGCUAGUACAAAUUUAAAAGAAUAAAACAUUAUUUUACUUUUACUUUAAUGCCAAGAAACAUGAGCAACAUCUUGAAAUGUAAACUACUGAAAUUUGAACAUUUUGGAUUGAAUUCGAUAUGCAUCCAGUUUUUCCACAGGAGCCCUCAGGUGUUGUGUAAUGAGGAGGCUGCUCCAGUGAUGUCACUUCCUGUGCCUGGAGCAUGUAGUUUGUGUGUGCAGUCCCAGUUUGCAGGUCUGUGAUGAAACAUGAUCUUCCAUUCAUUUCUCAUUAAUACACAUAUUAAUACACUGUUAUAUCCGGCUGCCAUUGUAAAAAAAGGAGACAUGAAAAAUGGUUCACAGCAUUUGGUUACAUGUUUGUUUUGGUUACGUUACAACUUUGUUUACAGCUACGGGUUACAAUGUGACAGAUUGGAUUACAUCUCACUGGAAACUACCAAUAAAUGACAAUUACAGAA
Molecule: messenger RNA, 4229 nt
Organism: Conger conger (European conger)
Lineage: Eukaryota; Metazoa; Chordata; Actinopteri; Anguilliformes; Congridae
Gene: arsj
Product: arylsulfatase family, member J
Exons: 2
Coding region: 846-2534 (562 amino acids)
Source: RefSeq, a predicted model, not a curated record